GGGAGAGAGCUGGUUACGAGGGCAGGGGGGACAUUUGCUGUGGCGCCAGUUCCAGCAGGGGAGGAGACUCGGGGGCAGGGAAUCACGUUCCGGGGUAGCAGCCGCAGCAACUGAACAUUGGCUGUCAAAAACGUCUGAAGGCAUCGGUUCCUUGUAUUGCGAUGACACUGUGCCUGGUUUUGAAAGGCUGAAUUAGCUGUAUGAGGCUGCCUUGGGUCUUUCCUGAGGCAGAAAAUGGCAACAGGGCACAGCGACGCAUCAGUGCCAAGCCUUCCCUUGUGGAUUGCACGAGAACAGAGCGGGUGGAGGGAAGAGCUGGACCCAGCAGGCCCAGAAUUGAGGAGAGGAGGAGAAGGCUGUCCUGUCUCCCAUUAUGGGAACAUGAAGGAAUUCUGGGAAGGAACCACAUCAGGGCACAUAAAAGAGGAGCCGGGUGAAGUCCCACGGCAGCGAUGGGAAACCCAGUGGCAGCACUUCCUGAAGACAGUAGAUUCCUCCUCAUCAACAGGGCGAGCCUCAGAACUCUCCACACCAAGCAGCAAUACCUGGCCUGUCUCCUCUACCUUCCAGGGGGUGUCUGAUGUUGGUCAGCUGCCUAGAGGAGGAGAAGAAGACCGUCAGCAUCCAUAUGGCUCCACUGUGGAAGCCCAGCACUCCGAUCAUGCCACGUUGGCUAAGGACGAGGCGGCCCGUGGGAAAGUGAAGGAGGCAAUCCCGGAGGAGGAAGGGUAUGAGAAAGUGAUCCUUGGCGAGGGUGCCACUGGCUCGCAAGCGGAGUGUCAGUGCUUCCGGCAGCUCGUCUACCAGGGGGCUGAGGGCCCCCGGAAGGUUUGCAGGAAGCUCCAGGAGCUUUGCCGUCAGUGGCUGAAGCCAGAGAGGCACUCCAAGGAGCAGAUCCUAGAGCUGGUGAUCCUGGAGCAGUUCCUGGCCAUCCUGCCCGAGGAAAUGCAGAGAUGGGUGAAGGACCACAGUCCCGAGAACUGCUCCCAGGCAGUGGCCUUGGCAGAGGGUUACUUGGCAAAGGAGGACCGAGAGGUGCUGGGGCUAUUCAAAUCGGAGGAAGCUGAUUUCCCCCAGGCUGAGCACGCUCCAUCAUUUCCCAAGGAGUGGCCACUCUGCAGGGAGGUUAAGCAAGAGGAGGACUGUGAUGCCACCUUGCUGGCAGGCGACAAGAGGAUGUUUCAGAAGGAGGACCCCCAAAGGAGAAACUCCAGCAAAGUCCUGCCACACUGGAUGCUGUCGGAAGAAGCCGAACAGGAUAUUUCUGGCUGUUGUGAUCAAGGAGGGGCCUCCGAGAGCCUGCGGAAGAAUCACCCUGAAAUGGAAAAGGACAGUUUUAUUUGUUCUCGGGAAUGCAACAGGGGAUUUGACAAGGCAAUAAUGCAACAGAAGAUCCUCCCAGCAGAGACUGAUAAAACAAGUAAAUGUGGGGAAACUUUCAGUUGCCGGACCGAAUUCAUGAAUCAUCAGAGAAUCCACCCAGGAGAGAAACAGUUUGAGUACUUAGACUGUGCAGCAAGCUUCCAUAGUGACAAUAAUCUCCUUGUUUCUUAUCCAAGAAUAUGCUCUGGAGAGAAGCCAUAUAUAUGCUCAGUGUGUGGGAAGAGCUUCGUUGACCAUGCAAUUCUUACUGCACAUCAGGGAACCCACAGUGCAGUGAACCCCUACAAUUUUGCAGACUCUGGCCCAAAUGUUCCUCAUGAUGCAUUGCUUAUUAAAGAUAAGAGAAUGCAUGCAGGGGAGAGACCUUAUCAAUGUACCGAUUGUGAGAAAUGUUUUGGCACAAGGGCUAUCUUCAUGAGCCAUAAGAGGACGCACAUGGGAGAGAAACCCUACAAAUGCUCUGAAUGCGGGAAAUGCUUCAGCAUGGCCUCUGCCCUCAUUAGGCACAAGAGGACCCACACGGCAGAGAGACCAUAUAAGUGCUUGGAGUGUGGGAGGUGCUUCGGUGACCGGUCGGGCUUCAAUACCCACGCAAGAACCCACACGGGAGAGAGGCUCUACCGCUGCCUGGCGUGCGGGAAAAGCUUUGGGCGGCAAGCACAUCUCGUCGACCAUGAGCGGACCCACACGGGCGAGAAGCCGCAUGGAUGUUCUGAGUGCGAAAAGUGCUUCAGCAGUCUGUCCAUCCUCAUCAAGCACAAGCGGACCCACACGGGGGAGAAGCCGUACCAGUGUUCCUUCUGCGGGAAGAGCUUCAGCCAGAGUUCGAGCUGCAUGAAGCAUGAGAGGACCCACACGGGAGAGAAGCCAUACAAAUGUUUGUACUGCGGGCAAAGCUUCAGCCAGAACUCGAGCUGCGUGAGACACGAGAGGACCCACUCAGGAGAGAAGCUGCUUAAAUGAUUGCACUGCGGGAGGGGAGAAGGCUUUGGGCUAGGGGCCAUACCUCAGUGGUUGAGCACAUGCUUUGCCAUAUGAAAGGCCAUAGCGCAGUCAGAGCUACGUGCACAGCCUGCAAAGGUCCCAGGUUCUGUAAGAAUGUAAGAGGAGCCCUGUUGGAUCAGGCCAGUCGCCCAUCUAGUCCAGCAUCCUGUUCUCACUGUGCCGAACUAGAUGCUCUCCUGGGAAGCCCACAAGCAGGACUUGAGCGCAAUAGCACUCUCCCCACUUGUGAUUUCCCAGCAACUGAAAUCCCCAGCAUUUCCAGGCAGUGCUAGGAAACACACCUGCCUGAAACUUUGGAGAGCUGCUACCACUCAGUGUUGAUGAUACUGGGCUAAGAUGGAGGCUAGAUGGACCGAUGUAUACUGACUCAGUAUAAGGCACCUUCCUGUGUUCCUGUGAAGAAAUCCGAGGUUAAAUUCCAGGUGUCUCUGUUUCAGAAUAUCAGGCAGCAGGAGAUUGAAAAGGCUGUUGCCAGAUUUUACUCUUUUUUAUUUUAUUAAACUUGUAAAUCACUUUAUACUAAAGUUCCAAAGCUAUUUUAUAUAUAUAUAAAUAAAAAGUAGUAAAAACAUACUAACACAAUUAACAUUAUCAGUACAUACUAAAACAAUGAACCUAUUGUUGGAUUGAGCCUAGAUUGAGUAACUGUAACAACAAUGUUGUUAAAGGUGCCCUUACGUCCGGGAGAAUGAAAACAUACUUACCUGCUGUCUGAAUGAUAAUUACAUCAGUCUUGCCUCCCCAGGAAGAGCAUCCUAAAGACGGGGGCCAUUACAGAGAAUGCCCUGAGAACCUGGAGAGGCACUGCCUUUUGAAGUAGAGAAUACUGAACCAGAUGGAAGGAAGGUUUGCACUGGCCCAAGGCUGCAUCCUCCUCCUCCUCCUCAUUAUUAUUAUUAUUAUUAUUAUUGUUAUUAUUUCCCACCGUUCACCGUAAGUUCUCAGGGUGAAUCGCAACAAUUUAGAAUUAAA
This is a messenger RNA of Rhineura floridana, 3360 nucleotides long. Its product is annotated as zinc finger protein 397-like. Bases 235 to 2346 code for a protein of 703 amino acids. The record is from RefSeq and is a predicted model, not a curated record. NCBI's taxonomy places the organism in Eukaryota, Metazoa, Chordata, Lepidosauria, Squamata, Rhineuridae. The transcript is spliced from 4 exons.